Molecule: messenger RNA, 4399 nt
Organism: Esox lucius (northern pike)
Lineage: Eukaryota; Metazoa; Chordata; Actinopteri; Esociformes; Esocidae
Gene: wipf2a
Product: WAS/WASL interacting protein family, member 2a
Exons: 8
Coding region: 582-2021 (479 amino acids)
Molecular function (GO): actin binding
Source: RefSeq, a predicted model, not a curated record
GUUGGCGGUGAUCCGGUUACCUGCCUCCAUUUUGUGUUGGACGGCCCAUUUCCGUGUUUCCGAGAAGCGACCGAUAAACGCUGUGAAGUGCGAGUGCCACUUUGCUUGGUGGUCAAAACGAGAGUAGAAUAAAAAGUCAAUGGAAAUACGUUAGAGAUAAUCAUAGCAUACGUCUUAUUAGCUGUAGUUGCACAUACAUAGAACUUGUUAACAGACAUUCAAGACGCCAGCUAAGUUACACUGGACGUCUGACAGCUGGCGCGAGUAAACAGUAACUUGGCUAGCUAACUAGCUGGCUAGCAAGCUAACUUUGGUUACCAGAUUUUAUUGAUCUACACAGUAAGCUAAUUUAGCGUCGGGCCCGCUUUUUAAAACAUUUUCUUCUUUAGUAAGCAAGAGAGACACCUACCGUACAGCCUGGAAUUCUGUUAACAAACUUGCCACAAGUGCAGUUUCCAUUCAUGUUGUUAUUGAAGACAAGACUAGCAAUCUUUCAAGACAGGGUGUCUGAGAGUGUUCCCAGAGCCGAGGCGGUGCUCUAAACCUCCCCCCCCCCCCCCCCCACUCCCCCUUCCCCAAGGAUGCCUGUUCCUCCUCCCCCUCCUCCUCCUCCAGGACCGCCUCCUCCCCCCACCUUCAGCCAGGCAAACACUACUGCGCCGAAGCUGAGUCGGGAUGCGGCGAAGGGGCGAGGAGCUUUGCUGUCUGACAUCAGCAAAGGAGCCAGGCUGAAGAAGGUCACAGUGGUCAAUGACAGAAGUGCACCUAUUAUAGAGAAACCAAAGGAAAGUGGUGGAGGAGGAGGAGGGAGCAGUGGAGGGUCAGCAGGACCAGGGCCAAUGGGAGGCCUUUUCGCUGGGGGCAUGCCAAAACUACGAUCAGUUGGAGCUGGAGAUGGCACAGUGGGCAGAUCAGCCCUGCGUCCUCCUGGGUCCCGACCUGCAGCCCCAAAGCCCACCCCUGGCCGCUCCAACUCCCCUUCGCCAGCAGACAAGCCUUCCCCCCCGGAGCACCAGCGCUCCCAACGCCCCUCCCUCCCUGACAUCCGCCCUCCCAGCAGCUCCAGCUCCUCCCACUCUUCCUCAGGUGGGAUGAAGCACAGCACUUCAGGCUCGGCCCCGCCCCCUCCGCCGCCUUCCAGCAUGAAGCAAAGCGCAUCUGCCCCAGCCCCGCCCCCACCGUUCAACCGGAGCGGUUACCGUGGCAACGCCCCGUCCACCCCACAGCAGAAGACCCAGACGGGCCCUGCCAACGGCCGGGAGAUGCCCCUUCCCGCCCCGCCCCAAAGAGGCCCGGCUCUGCCCAGCAGCGCACCCCCUCCUUCAUCGAGACCGCACCCUUCCUCCACGCGGCCCCCCACCGGGGGGUCCUCGGCCCCGCCUCCCCCUCCGCCUUACAGACAUCCCUCCGGGGGAACCUCCAACGGCCCCUCGGGGCACCACCCUGGGGACGGGGCUCCGAAGCUGCCCCAGAGGCACAACUCCCUGAACAAGAAAAGCAACCCGGGCGGUGGCCAUAGUGGCCGCAACCACGCGCCCCCUCCACCCCCCUCGCCGUCUGUCGCACCGCCAGGCGGAGGCAGGCCACCACCGCCUGCCAGGGAACCCCCCGGACGGAGAUCAGCUCCUUCUGUGCCCAACUCCGGAUCCCGGAACGGAGGUGGCGGGCAGGCCCCUCCUCCCCCGCCCCCGUACCGGGUCCACAGUGCCGUUGCCCAUUCCACCUCCUCUGAGCCACUCCACCAGAACCGUGGGCCCAAGCCCCCUCCACCCCCCUCAUCUUCCUCCCGCACUGGACCCCCGCCGCCUCCCCCACCUAUCCGCAAUGGACACUCCUCUUCCGUGUCCUCGUCAAAGUCCAACAUGGAUGAUUUUGAAGCCAAGUUCAACUUCCACCCUAUGGAAGACCUACCACCCCCUGAGGAAUAUAGGAACAUCACAAAGAUCUACCCCAGCAGAAGCAAUAAACCUGGACCAGGCAUGAUACGGGGAGUACCUCCAGCACCGCCUGUGGGAAGGUGAACUAUGGAUCUCAGGAGUAGAAAACAGACUUCAUAACUCACUCUUAUCGGAGGACGUUCAGGGGAGUGGCAUUAGAACACUCAACACAUGUAGGUCUACAUGUAGACACUUUAAAGGACCGGCCAUAAGCAUGUCCAGCCCAAACACUUUAGGAAAAACGCUACUUUUGUUUAGAACGACACUACAGUUCUACUAAACCACACACUACCCGGGGCUCUCUGUGGGUCUUCGUAGCAUGAUAGAACAGAACAACGCUCAACGGAGGAACUGACUUUGACUUUUUUGACUGUGCUGUGGCCACAAGCCGGUCUUUCUGCAAGUUGGCGGCGGGGUGGGGGGGUGGGGGGGGGGGUCGUGUUGACACUUUAUCGGAGCAGGGUCAACUGAGACUUCCGAAUUCCACAUUCCGUCUUUUGACGUUUGCUCAUAUUCCAUGUGAUCGACGAUACCUGCGAGUUAUGAUUUAUUAUACGGUGUUUUUAACAUGUUCCAGAGUCAACGGCAGCGUCUGUGCUGUCAGAAGGAAGGGAUGGGACUAAGACUUUCUAUCGUUGAACACUGGGUAGGAACCCAGUCAUUUAGUUUUCAUUUUCCUAGUAGACACGUUGGCGGGCAAAUUAAUUUCCCUAGACAAAUUGCGACAGUGACUCACCAACACAUGUCAUGUUGCCAACAAUGCAUUGGUUGUCUGUUGUAGUCUUUAUAGUAUGUGGUGUGUUUUCUAUAGGUUUUAAAAUGGCCAUGCCACCAGUCCCACUCGUUGAGGAGGUGUGUGGAACCAAAUUCUUUCCCUUCUUGAUGUGCCAAAACUGGGUGGGGUAGAAUAUGUAGGGCCUGUCUCCCGUAGAAAAUAAUUUACGUCACACUAAUCGUUUUUAUUACUUUGAGUUGGAAGGGGACAUGAGACAUGCACUAAAAUCCACGUCAUGUUUUCAUAUCAGUGGGGAGAGUAAAGGGCAGAUUUGACAUUGGUAUUCCCAAUUAGAUUUUUAUAAUUUCUCCCUCAAGGCAUUGUUCUGUUAGUAAGAAAUCUGAUAUGUUGAUGUCGUGUUUUGACACUAGAGGAGAACAGAAAAUGUUGGUUGCUUUCAAAGUUCAACAAACAUUCGUACGUAAAAACAUGAUUUGCGUGAAAAAAAAUCCACAUUACCACUCUUCUUUAAUGGGCGUUAGCGUUCAAAUCUCCUAUUCUGUUUUUCAAGGAAGGUGUUUGGGAUUACAGUUAGAUUCAUUUGACUAUUUGAUGCUGUUCUAUCUUUUGCCACAAGGGGGUGAUCAUGGUUAUUCCCAUCAUUCCUACAGAGUGGAUUUACCAUGGGUUGUGUUGCAGGAAUGUCAAUCAUUCAGCCCUGUGUAUUUCUGGAUUUUUUUAAGGGACCCUAAACACUUACAAAGUCCUUCAAGGGAGCAAUAUUCCUAGUGAAACUUGAAGUGGACUCUAUAUGGUAGGAGGGAAUCCAGAGAGAGUAUUUUUUUAUUUUUUAUGCAUUCCUAUGCAAGGAACAUUUUUGAAUGUGUUCUCACUUGUUGGCAGCAACUAACCAAAAACAAAAAAACACUUAAGUGCCAGAGAAGACACAGGGCAAAGUUUCCCUUAGAUGCUGUUCUUGGGUCAGUUUUAUAUUUUCCACGCGAAUGGUUACGGUUAGAAUCCUGUGAGGGAUGCUAAUUCUGGGACAACCAGGGGAGACCUCCCCAGGAGAGCCAGGGGACUGUAUGGGCUAGAAAGGCCCUGGAUGAUUGACUUCAGAGGAACUAAAAUGUGUCAUAAGUGAACAGUCAUUACAUUGUAGCUUUGUGACCUCUGUUAUUAUUCCAGUACAGCGAAUGAGAACAACACGGCAAAUAUCUGGAUAGAUUCCUGUUCUCUUCUCCAUUUGUUUUAUUUACCUUUCAGCCUGGCAGUUGCCUUACAACUAUUGUCAUAUUUAUCGGUACCAGUGCAUUAAUGAAGAAUGAUAUAAAAAAGGAAAAAAAGGUGAAUUAAAAAUGCCUGUCUAUUAAAAAUGCAAUAAAUAAUGUAUAUUUACAGAACAUAUGAGGAAUAUCGUGAUAAUAGUUAUUGAUCUAUUUUUAUGUUGUAAAAAGCUUGUAAUAUAGGGAGGAAAUUGAUGAAAUGAGAAAAUAUAACAACACUAAUGGGCUUUGUCUGACGGCCAGAGAGACUGGUCUCUUUGCAGCACAUGUCUUUAUGCCUGACCAUGUGUGUAUGUGAAUGUUCAAUAGUCUUAUUCUCACACAGGUGACUCAUUGAAUGUGUUCUCAUGUUCUUAACCUGUUCAUUCCCACAGUGGUCAUUUAACUAACUUGUUAAUCAAUCAUGUUUUAUUAUUUGAAAUAAAUAUAUGCCUUUGGGGAAAAAGGGUACUUGUUUUAAA